AUGAGAGAAGUGUUUGAACACAAAGAUCUAGAAUGGAGAGGCGGCCUUGAUCCAUACAUCUGUGAACGAUGGAACAAACUUUGCGAAAACGUCAAUAAAGCAGUAAUCUCCGUCCCCAGAUCUAUCUCUCAACAAGGUAGCAAAAUGCGCCUGUGGGUAUUCGCCGACGCUAGCAAUGUGGCGAUAGCAACAUGCGCAUAUCUUCAAUGUACCUUUACUGGCACUGUCUCUACGUUAAUCAGUGGAAAAACAAAACUUUCAUCAAAAAAGUGCCAGCAAACUAUACCAAGACUAGAACUAGUUGGUAGUCUCGUGGCAACAAGCCUUGGCAGAUCAGUAAUAUCCAAUAUGUAUGAACAUAUCGGACAAAUUUCUAUCGUCUCAGAUAGCGAAAAAGCUUUGUGGUGGUUGAAAUCAGCAAAAAAAAACUACCCAUAUUCGUUGCAAAUCAACGCGAAAGAAUAA
This is a messenger RNA of Necator americanus (New World hookworm), 465 nucleotides long. RefSeq lists its product as uncharacterized. The record is from RefSeq and is a predicted model, not a curated record. The transcript has a single exon. Lineage: Eukaryota; Metazoa; Nematoda; Chromadorea; Rhabditida; Ancylostomatidae. The coding region runs from base 1 to 465 and encodes 154 amino acids.